UGUCCGCCCCCGGGCGGGGCUCGCGGCGCGUCCGCCUGUCUCUGGCCGCGCGCGCCGCAGUCUUCGCGGCUCUGCUGCGGCUCCGACGCACACAACCCGGACGGCGUGGGUGAGCGCCCCCGAAAGCUCUUGGCGAGGUGACCAUGGAGGCUGGUGGGCUCCCCUUGGAGCUGUGGCGCAUGAUCUUAGCCUACCUGCACCUUCCUGACCUGGGCCGCUGCAGCCUGGUCUGCAGGGCCUGGUAUGAGCUGAUCCUCAGCCUCGACAGCACUCGCUGGCGGCAGCUGUGUCUGGGCUGCACCGAGUGCCGCCACCCUAACUGGCCCAACCAACCUGAUGUGGAGCCUGAGUCUUGGAGGGAGGCCUUCAAGCAGCAUUACCUUGCCUCGAAGACAUGGGCCAAGAAUGCCCUGGACUUGGAGUCCUCAAUCUGCUUUUCUCUAUUUCGUCGGAGGAAGGAACGUCGUACCCUGAGUGUCGGGCCAGGCCAUGAGUUUGACAGCCUGGGCAGUGCCUUGGCCAUGGCCAGCCUAUAUGACCGAAUUGUGCUGUUCCCGGGUGUGUACGAAGAGCAAGGCGAAAUCAUCCUAAAGGUGCCUGUGGAGAUCGUAGGCCACGGGAAGUUGGGCGAAGUGACUCUGCUAGCCAGCAUUGAUCAGCACUGCUCAACCACACGCCUGUGCAACCUCGUCUUCAUGCCAGCCUGGUUCUCACCGUUCAUGUUUAAGACAACAUCAGGUCAUGUCCAGUUUGACAACUGCAACUUUGAAAAUGGGCACAUCCAGGUCCAUGGUCCAGGCACCUGCCAAGUGAAAUUUUGCACCUUCAGAAACACCCAUGUCUUCCUGCACAAUGUGCCCCUGUGUGUCCUGGAAAACUGUGAAUUUGUGGGCAGCGAAAACAACUCUGUGACUGUUGAGGGCCACCCGUCUGCAGACAAGAACUGGGCCUACAAGUACCUACUAGGGCUCAUCAAGUCCUCUCCCAGUGUGCUCCCCACAGAGGCUUCUGACUCUUUACUGUCCCUGGACCUGGAGAGCAGAGACCAGGCCUGGAGCCCAAGGACCUGUGACAUUGUCAUCGAGGGCAGCCAGAGCCCUACCAGCCCAACCUCUAGCUCCCCAAAGCCAGGAUCCAAGGCUGGCUCACAGGAGGCAGAAGUGGGCAGCGAUGGGAAGGAAAGAGUAGCCCAGACCCCAGACAGCAGCGAUGGAGGCCUGAGUCCCAGCGGUGAGGAUGAGGACGAGGACCAGCUCACAUACAGACUGUCCUACCAAGUGCAGGGCCCGCGCCCUGUUCUGGGGGGCUCCUUUCUGGGCCCACCUCUGCCAGGAGCAUCCAUUCAGCUGCCCAGCUGCCUAGUGCUGAACUCACUGCAGCAGGAACUGCAGAAAGACAAGGAAGCCAUGGCACUGGCCAGCUCCGUGCAGGGCUGCCUCAUCCGCAAGUGCCUUUUCCGGGACGGGAAGGGAGGCGUCUUUGUGUGCUCCUAUGGCCGAGCCAAGAUGGAAGGAAACAUCUUCCGGAACCUGACUUACGCAGUGCGGUGUAUACAUAAUAGCAAGGUUGUCAUGCUCAGGAAUGACAUUCACCGCUGCAGAGCAUCAGGCAUCUUUCUUCGCUUGGAGGGCGGAGGCUUGAUCGCUGGCAACAACAUUUACCACAAUGCGGAGGCUGGUGUAGACAUCCGGAAAAAAUCCAACCCACUCAUACUGUGUAACCAGAUCCACCACGGCCUUCGCUCUGGCAUUGUCGUCCUCGGCAAUGGGAAAGGCAUCAUCCGGAACAACCAAAUCUUUUCAAAUAAGGAAGCUGGCAUUUAUAUCCUAUACCAUGGAAAUCCAAUUGUGAGUGGGAACCACAUUUUCAAGGGCCGUGCAGCUGGCAUAGCAGUGAACGAGAAUGGCAAAGGCCUCAUCACAGAAAAUGUCAUCCGUGAGAAUCAGUGGGGAGGUGUGGACAUCCGCCGCGGGGGGGUCCCUGUCCUCAGGAGCAACCUCAUCUGCUUUGGCUAUUCAGAUGGUGUGGUCGUGGGAGAUGAAGGCAAAGGACUGAUAGAAGGAAACACUAUCUACGCUAAUAAGGGCUGUGGUGUGUGGAUGAUGUCAUCCAGCCUGCCCCACGUCACCAGCAACCACGUCAGCUACAAUGGCCUGUAUGGAGUGGCAGUGUUUAGCCAGAAGGAUGGUUCCGGUGAGUUCCCUGGAGGCCAUGGGGCCCAGGAGAACUUCAGUGAGGAUGGGGAUGCCAUCCUCUGGGAGACAGAGCUGGAGAAGGACGAGGACCCGCUGCGCAGGCCUGUCACCAUAGCUCUUGUCGAGUCUAACAGUAUUAAUCACAAUGGAGCCUCAGGACUCUAUGUCCAGAGCAGUGAGGCACUGCAUGUCAUCACCAACGUGAUCCACGCUAAUGGGGACAGAGGUAUCACUGUGGCCCAGAGCAGCCAGCUCACCCGUGUGACUAACAACAGCAUCUCCUGCAACCGCCAGAGUGGGGUCAAAGUCGAGGCCCAGUGCAAGGUGGAGCUCCGGGGCAAUGGUAUCUAUGACAACAGAGGCCAUGGCAUUAUCACCAAGGGCGACAGCACCGUUGUCAUUGAAAACGACAUCAUUGGCAACCGGGGCAGUGGGCUGCAGCUGCUGCCCAGGUCUGACACUAAGGUAAUAAAGAACCGAAUCCAUUCAUUCCGGGCCUACGGCAUCGCAGUGCGGGGCCGCACCAAGGCUCUGGUGCAGGAGAACAUCAUAUUCCAGGGCAAGACCAACAAGACCAUCUUUCAGCAGAUCUCAAACAACCGAGAAUGCAUCUUGCAAAACAACAAGUUCUUGGUCUUCAAGAAAACGUCUGAUACAUGGCGCCUGGUGAACCCACCAGCACGCCCUCACCUUGAAAACUCUCUCCGAGGCCCCUCUGCAGCCCAUAGUGGGCAGAAAGUGACAGCCAUGGCAACUAGGAUUACGGCCCACGUAGAAGGUGGGUACCACAGCAACCGUAGCAUCUUCUGCACCAUCCUGUAAGGAUGGAGAGUCACAGAGUGGGGCAAAUGGAGCGCUGUCCAAAGACUCGGAGCAGCAACCACAUACCCUGCUCUCAAGCCCGGACAGUGCUCAGCAGAGCUAAGAGGCGAGGCCUUCAGGAUGGAAGAAGCAGUGCCUAAGAAGAUUCCAGGUCCUCCUCUUCACCACGGCCCUGACCAAACAGGCUCCUAGAGCUCCUGGGGACUAAGAACAAGGUACUUCUAAAACCCUCCAGCUCUACAGUCUUCAGUAGGAAGGAACUUGGAAGUGUUUUUCAAAGAGAAAAAGGAACAGAAAUUGGUGGGUUUCCAGUCACUCAAGCUCUUGCAGAGAUAAUGAAGAGCUGGGGAAAAAUUGAUGCUGAAGCUUUGGGCAGGGUUUUCUCUUUGAGUUACAGGGAGCUGUGUUUUGCACACACCAAAUCCAAACUCUUCUCAGGGAAGAGAUUUACUCCUGAGAGAGGGAAAUGAUUCUAAUGAGGUGGAAGUCAAGACAGCUGCCCCAGAAUUUUCUUUCCUAGACCUCUCUCUCAGUCUCUCCAGAGACACCUGCCUGCAGAGGCUAGAGCUGAGUUUGGUUUCAUUAAGGACAUAGCUCUCUUAGACAUGAACCUCUGAAGGAAGAAGGGGCUUGGGAUAGGGAGCCCCUCUUAAAAAGCUGCCCUAGGGAUGACAAGGGACAUGCCAAAAACCGGAGGGACACGUGGAGGUUUCCUUCAAGUGGCUCAGGUGCCAGGAAUGGUGUGGGGAUGCACACGACUCCCCUCUACCCUCAAGGAGCUCCCACACUCAGGAGGAUGUUAGCUCAGUGCCUACCACACAAGGAGGAUUCAGAUCCCACAAGCAUACCCACACCAGCUGCCCCCGCUCCGAGCACCAGACUGGUGGAGAUGGAGGUGCCUAAGGCCCCUCGUCUGUAUCCAUGUUCUCAUGGAUAACCACCUGCCUUUACUGACCCUCCAUGGUUUCCACUGUGCCUUGGCUCAUGCUCUCCCCUCUUCCUGGCAUGCCCUUCUAACUGCCCAUGCCCAGGUUCUACCCAUUCUUCAAGGUGUAGCUCAGACCCUGCCAUCUCCACAGAGCACUCAUCUCCCUGCGGAUGACAAUGCUCUUCCCCCUCUGACCCUCCCCUGCCCUUUCUCUGCCCACCUUGGGUACUGAGCACUUUCUGCCUUGGAGUUAUCCAGGUCCAUCCCUGUCCCACUCACCUGCCUAAGACCAGGUCUCACUGUCUGUGUUCCUAGUAUGCAGCCCAGGCCUGAAGUAAGGUCAGUAGCCUGAGUGAGGAAAGGAAAGCCAGUUCCCACAGGGCUUUACUGAACUGUACUGUGAGCGUGUCAAGGUUCCAGAGCCACAUGGGCUCACGCCCUGCCCUGACUCCUUGAGGAAGAGGGCUGGACACAGGACCCAUUCAGCCUGAACACCCGCUCCAGCUUGGCCUUUCAUGCAGGGCCUUCACCAGCCUGUUGAGGUUGCCGUCGUGCACCUCACCAAUGGCUUCCCAGGCUGGUUCCACUAGGCCCUCGGUGCUGCUCUUACAAGUCAGGUGGCUAGAGGGAGCCAGGGACACUGGCUUCUUCUCGAGGGCUUUGGGCACAAGAGCGCUGGCCCCUCCCAUCCCCACAUUGUCCUUUGCACUUCGCUGUACAAAAUGCCGCCUUUAUUAUUUUGUAAGAAAUGACUUUUUGUGAACCAAGUGCUUAUGAAAAUCUCAGAAACUAAAAUAAAGUUCUAUAUUUUAAAAGAGGUA
Molecule: messenger RNA, 4766 nt
Organism: Pteropus alecto (black flying fox)
Lineage: Eukaryota; Metazoa; Chordata; Mammalia; Chiroptera; Pteropodidae
Gene: FBXO10
Product: F-box protein 10
Biological process (GO): ubiquitin-dependent protein catabolic process; regulation of apoptotic process; protein ubiquitination
Molecular function (GO): protein binding
Source: RefSeq, a predicted model, not a curated record